AUGACGAAACGACAGCAAAAGAUGCAAGAAAAUGCUGCAUCUGCUGUUGUGAUAGCUAAACUUGCUUCUGUGGAGCCAUUAGAUCCCGUUGUUCAGGCUCGUGUUGAUAUGUACAAGAUGAAGACAGACGAGUUGACACAAACGUACUCGGAGCUCUUGGUUUCUAAACACGAAAGUGAUGCGGUUAUGCAAGACAUUUAUGGAGCUAGACUAGAUUGUGAUUUGGACGUUAUUGUUGAUUUGGACAAAGCGCAAGAAGCAUUGACUGCGACGUGGCAGAAGCUUCGAGAUCAAGCGCUUGCCACUUUGAACGUUGUUGACAAAGUUGUAACGCCUGUCAUUGUCGAAUUUCCUCACGAAGUUAAGUGUUUGAUCGUCAAAGGUAUUCAGGGGCGGUCUGCAAGUCUUUCAGUGGUGUGUGGAGAGCUACUUGCUGCAUUCAAGAAAGGAUUGAAAACAGAUGAUGUGGAUAGGAAGAACACAAUAACGAAAAAGAGUGGAUUUGAUACUGAUACAGUAGACCGUGCGGCAUUUCUGGCGAUGGAAAUGGAGAUCAAGAUGCUGGCACAACGCACACCACACGGUGUUCGUCCUGCCAAGGCCAAUGUUUAUGAAGACACUAGCGUCGCCGCAUUGUGGGUGUGGGAGGUCGGCAGCUUAGAAAAGUACUUUGGAGAUGAAGCACAAAAGAUGAUUAAGCGUAUGCGCAAGCAUCGCAAGCGUCUUGGGCAGCAAUUGAAAGCAUUGGCAAAGGUGGUCCAACUUUUGCAUCAGAAGCCUGUAGAUGAGACGAAAGUGAGUGCUGAAGAGGCAAAAGUUGGAAAGUUUGGGCUUGUAGUGGCUACUGAAUUACGAAAGGCGAAGGAUCGAGAGGCGAAAGAGCUAGAGAAACGUAAUGCUGCUGAAGAGAAAAAGCGGCUUGAUCUAGAGCGCCAGGAGGCGAAGAGUGAGGAGAAACGGAAACGUGACCGCGAAGUGGAGGAGAAGGAGCUCGAGUCAUUCAAGGCACAAAAGAAAUUCAAGUCUUUUUUUGCAGCUGCUGCAGCAAAUGGCGCUCGAGACAUCGUGGAUAUGAAAGGUGACCAGAAUGCAGAGAAGACUGCUGACCCCGUGGAAAACAAUAGUACAAAGAUUGCUCGCAUGGAUGCAACAAUUAGUUUCUUGAGCUGUACUGGGGCUGCGUCAACCUCGGAAGCCGUCUUUCUCCCGCAUCAGUCAGUUUUCUCGUCACUGAAGCACAAACGAAAUGGGACAAGAGAAGCAGACCUACACUCUGCUCUGAGCUGGAGUGGUCGGCGCCAUUGCGACCCCAAGUUGGGUGUGAUGAAGUUACUACAGUUUUACGAGAACAAUCGGCCAGCAUACUAUGGUACCUUUAGCACACGAAGCCGGCUAUUCCAUGGCGGCCGCCGGCCAUUCAUACGACAUCCCAAGUUUGACUACACUAUCGAUAGUGAUGAUGAGUGGGAAGAGGAAGAACCUGGUGAGAGCUUGUCAGAUGAUGAGAAUGACGUUGACGAGUCUGAUGAGGAUAAUUUGGACUACGAUGACCAGUGGUUAGCUUAUGAGGAUGAGGUGGACUAUAUGGAUGACGCUGGAGAAGACGUUGAUCUGACCGGGCGCGGUGAAGGACCAUCGUCACCGACAAAACACAAGCUACCUUCGCAGCUCCAGCAGAAGCGGGUAAAGGCAAAAGCCGUCAAACCAGCAAAGUUAGAGCCUCAGAUCAUUGGUCCGUUCUGGUUUGUCCACCACGAAAGCGAUAACCAAACGGAUGGUCCUUUUCCUGGGCUUGUUGGUGAACUGUUAGUCGAGCCGGUAUUUGAGUCCAGUUUACUGCGAAAAGCUCGUGAAUAUGAAGAAGAGCAAAAGGUGAUUGAGGCCAUGCGUCUAGAACAGCAGCAGCAGAAAUUACGGAACUCGAAGAGCAAAAGACGAUGCAUGAGGUCAAGAAGGCUGCUGCAGUACCAUUAA
Peronospora belbahrii is the source of this 1974-nucleotide messenger RNA. The record is from the annotation of a GenBank genome assembly. Lineage: Eukaryota; Oomycota; Peronosporomycetes; Peronosporales; Peronosporaceae.